CAUGGCUUUCUUUUCUGCCCAGUCCUGCUUGCAAAGGAUCCACCAAGGCCUGGUCUUUUACGAGAAGCUGCUGGGCUCAGACAUUUUCACCGGGGAGGCUUCUCUGUUCCCCCAUGGCCCUGUGGGCCAGCUUCAUGCCUCUUUGCUGGGCCUCAGGCAACUCUUGCAGCCUGAGGGUCACCACUGGGAGACUGAGCAGACUCCAAGCCCUAGUCCCAGCCAGCCGUGGCAGCGUCUUCUUCUCCGCCUCAAGAUCCUUCGCAGCCUCCAGGCCUUUGUGGCUGUAGCUGCCCGGGUCUUUGCCCAUGGAGCAGCAACCCUGAGCCCCUAAAUCCAACAGCUUAAGGGUGGCACCCAGACCUCCAUGGCUCAGCAAUGCUACAACGAAUCUAUCAGCCUAGACACCUGUGAGCCCACAAGUUAAUCAGUUUAGUAAUUUUAUGGGGACU
Messenger RNA from Camelus dromedarius (Arabian camel), 449 nucleotides. RefSeq names its product interleukin 23 subunit alpha (gene IL23A). NCBI's taxonomy places the organism in Eukaryota, Metazoa, Chordata, Mammalia, Artiodactyla, Camelidae. Gene Ontology annotation, cellular component: interleukin-23 complex; extracellular region. The coding region runs from base 2 to 331 and encodes 109 amino acids. The record is from RefSeq and is a predicted model, not a curated record. The transcript has 2 exons. Gene Ontology annotation, biological process: positive regulation of T-helper 17 cell lineage commitment; positive regulation of T cell proliferation; immune response. Gene Ontology annotation, molecular function: cytokine activity.